Molecule: messenger RNA, 384 nt
Organism: Fusarium oxysporum Fo47
Lineage: Eukaryota; Fungi; Ascomycota; Sordariomycetes; Hypocreales; Nectriaceae
Exons: 3
Coding region: 1-384 (127 amino acids)
Source: RefSeq, a predicted model, not a curated record
AUGCGCUUCAACACUAUCACUUUAUCCAUUCUCCUCGCUCAGAGCACAUGCCUCGCUGCUCCCGCAGACGGCAUUGACUCGUCCCCAGGCUUUUCUCUCGCUCCGAGAAGCAAGCUCGAAACUCGUGACUCCUACGAUUGCAACGGCAGUGGUCUUUGCGGUACGAUCUCCGUCAAAAACUGCGAUGACGCCGUCAACAACCGGCUGAUUCGUAACAACGACGUCAACUAUGGCGCACCUGGCCGCUAUCAGGAGCGGGAGACCGCAGACAGGGGAGAUCUACCUGUGCUCGCACGGGCAAUCAGAUCUGGUAUGACUACCAGGACAUCAGACGCUCUGGCUGCCGAAUCUGCGGCAGUAAGCAUUGGGGAGACGGAUGCUUGA